This is a messenger RNA of Trametes versicolor FP-101664 SS1, 1431 nucleotides long. Its product is annotated as initiator tRNA phosphoribosyl transferase. Gene Ontology annotation, cellular component: cytoplasm. Gene Ontology annotation, biological process: charged-tRNA amino acid modification. The record is from RefSeq and is a predicted model, not a curated record. The transcript has 7 exons. NCBI's taxonomy places the organism in Eukaryota, Fungi, Basidiomycota, Agaricomycetes, Polyporales, Polyporaceae. Gene Ontology annotation, molecular function: tRNA adenosine(64)-2'-O-ribosylphosphate transferase activity. The coding region runs from base 1 to 1431 and encodes 476 amino acids.
AUGCAACUGAUAUACGAAACGCGCGGGGCGAAUGCGGAAGCCCUCGCCUAUGUCCGCAAGGAAUCCCUAGACAUCUACAAUCGGCUGCACUCCAUCGCAGAGGAUGUACAUUUCGUCCAGCAAGUCCACGAAGCAUAUCCAGAUAUCCCGAUCCUACCAAACCUGCGCUGCGGGGCUUGGUAUGUCAACCCAGCGAUCGCGACGAAUGAGCCGGUCUACUUCAAGUCCACCGACGGGCACUUCGGGAAUUGGAACUUCAAUCUGAGACGUCCCAACCUUCAUCUGCUCCCACUUAUCAUCUCCAGCAACGGGAUCGUUCUCGUGGAUUCUACCCGGGCUGGGAAACGCAUCCCUGAUGCGCUCUCCAAGACAAUCCCCACCUGGUGCGCAGUCCUCAAUCGCGCGUUGGCCAAAGCGCACCCUGAGAAGAAAGACUGGGACGUCAAGCUCUACUGCCCUCCAGGCGCUGUCAGUGAGCAGGAGCGCUCGCAGAUUGAAGUCAAACUUGACCAAUGGGCGGAUGUGCUACUGGCAUCUGCAUACACGCUCCCGGAUCUGCCACUUCCCCUUAGGCCGUUGUGGAUCACCCCGUCGACCUCGGUGUUUCCUCGCUUUCCCGCGAAGGAGAAGAUGCAGUACCUCCCGAUCAUCUGCGUCUCCGCAUCGAAGCAGGUAGCGGACGGCGUGGAGAGACGCUCAAACGGAUUCUCGUAUGUCCAAGGAUCCGGCGAUGAUCACGAGCUCUGGGGCAUGGGCUUGACGCCGCAGCUGUUCUGGGAGAACCAAGAUGUACUACUCGAAUCAGACAGGGAUGAACUUCCCACCGUAGUCGAAGACGUGCUGGCGAAAGCGAAGUCCCGUAACAUCAGCGACACCUGGACGAGCCUGCCCACUCCAGUAAUCGCCUGCGGCGGAAGGUUAUUGAUUGGAGCAGAGCCCGACAUGCCUUCCGAGCCGCCCACCACUUUGUCUGGGGUGAAUGGCUCAGUCUCCUACGUCGUCAUCUCAGCAAACGCCCCGCCACCUCAGGAAGGCGACCCUCAGCCACUCGUGGCGGCGCAUAUACUCCGACUCCGGAUGGCCGAGGGGAAGAAGGACCAGCUACACUUCCUGCAGAGCAUCCUGCCGGAGUCCACGCGGUACAUAAAGGAGCGGUUGUCCGUCGGAGAUGCUAUAUGCGUCUGCUGCGACUCGGGGAAAGACGCGAGCGUCGGUGUCGCGCUUGCUGCACUCCAGCUCUUCUUCGAUGACGAAGGGACGCCGCAGGUUCGGGGAGAUGGCAUCGUCUCACCAGUUAACCCAAGCAAAGCCUCUAUCAAGACGCGCCUCCAGUGGAUCAUCUCCAGUAGACCCCACGCGAACCCCUCGCGCGUCACACUCCGGCGUGUGAACGAGUUCCUCCUCUCCUCGCCGUCUUUCCGCCGAAGAUGA